Cajanus cajan (pigeon pea) is the source of this 3895-nucleotide messenger RNA. The record is from RefSeq and is a predicted model, not a curated record. Lineage: Eukaryota; Viridiplantae; Streptophyta; Magnoliopsida; Fabales; Fabaceae.
CUGUCUUGCGCCCGUGCUAAUAUUUUCUGCUUUUUACACUGUUCAUUGACAUGAAAUAUAUCUCUCUUUUGUUUUUCUCUCAUUUCCGCCACCUCCUUUUUCGGUUCUGAAAAUCACACACUGCGCUUUCAAACAGAGAACCCAUUUGGCAAAAAGUCUGCAAAGGUUAGGACUUUCGUGGGUCGCCUCGCCAGAGCAUUCUGCUGAGUUUUCAUUUGAAUGGUCACUGUUGUGUGUUGGAGUUGAGCUGCCACCAAUGUUAAUGUUGCAAUUUAUCUGUUUUGCUGAGUGUUGAGAAUUUUGGAGGUUGGGUUCUUCUGAGCUGUGAAAAUCACUGAUUUCUGGUGGUGGUAGCUUCUGAUGUUUCUAAUGGGAGCUUAAUCUUGAUUUGAAGGUGACAUACAUAUAUAUUAUCUCUUUUGGUUUGGGAAAUGGUGCUGCAAAGAUGUUACUCUAUGGCUUUUGUUGUGCAAUGGGGUUUCUUGGCUUGCUUUAUUUGCUUUUCUGUGGGACUUGAAACCCCAGCCAGAUCCUGUGACAAGCAUGAUCUAUUGGCCCUGAAGGAAUUUGCAGGCAACCUUACAAAAGGGUCUAUCAUCACAGCAUGGUCAGAUGAUGUUGCAUGCUGCAAAUGGGUUGGAGUUGUUUGUAAUGAUGUGGUUGAUGGAGCAGCUGUUAGUAGAGUUUCCAAGUUGAUUUUACCUGGAAUGGGUCUAAACGGCACGAUUUCAAGCUCUUUAGCCCAUCUAGAUGAGCUAAAGGUGCUCAAUCUUUCGUUCAAUCGUCUCCAAGGUGGAUUGCCUUCUGAAUUAUCUAAUAUGAAGCAGUUAAAAGUUCUUGACUUGAGCCAUAAUAUGCUGUCUGGACCUGUUGGUGGGGCUCUUUCUCAUUUGCAAUCCAUUCAAGUACUAAACAUUUCUAGCAAUUCAUUUGUUGGAGACCUCUCCCAUUUUGGGGGAUUACAACAUCUCCUUGCACUCAACAUAAGCAACAAUUCAUUCACUGGCCAGUUCAAUUCCCAAAUUUGCAGCUCCUCCAAGGGUGUUCAGAUUCUUGAUAUAUCCAAAAACCAUUUUGCUGGUGUUCUUGAAUGGUUGGGCAACUGUAGCAGAUCUCUCCAAGAGUUGCAUUUGGAUUCCAAUUUAUUUUCUGGCCCUCUCCCUGAUUCUUUGUAUGCAAUGUCAGCCUUGGAGCAGCUCUCAGUCUCUGUGAACAACUUCUCUGGUCAGUUAAGCAAGGAGCUAAGUAACCUCUCAAACCUAAAAUCUCUAAUAGUUUUUGGAAAUCGGUUUUCAGGGGAACUCCCGAAUGUUUUUGGGAAUCUUUUGGACCUUGAACAAUUAAUAGGACACUCCAAUUCAUUUUCUGGAUCAUUGCCUUCCACCUUGGCGUUAUGCUCAAAACUUCGAGUGCUUGAUCUUCGAAAUAAUUCUUUGACAGGUUCUGUUGGUCUCAAUUUCACUGGAUUGUCUAGUCUUUUCACCUUGGACCUUGGUAGCAAUCAUUUUAAUGGAUCCCUUCCAAACUCCCUGUCAUAUUGCCAUGAAUUGACAAUGUUAAGCCUUGCUAAAAAUGAAUUAACUGGCUAUAUUCCAGAGAGCUAUGCAAACCUCACUUCACUUUUGACUCUGUCUUUGUCGAACAAUAGCUUUGAGAACUUAUCUGGGGCACUUUAUGUACUGCAGAAGAGCAAAAGUCUCACCACUGUUAUCCUUACAAAAAAUUUUCAUGGCGAGGAAAUUCCACAUAGUUUAACAGCAGGCUUCAAGAGCCUUGUGGUUUUAGCACUUGGAAAUUGUGGUCUAAAAGGUCACAUUCCUGCUUGGCUAUUGAAUUGCACGAAAUUGGAAGUUCUUGAUUUGUCAUGGAAUCAUUUGGAAGGUGGUGUCCCUUCUUGGAUUGGUUCGAUGGACAAUUUAUUCUACUUGGAUUUGUCAAAUAAUUCUCUUACAGGAGAAAUACCAAAAGGUUUGACAGAGAUGAAGGGCCUCAUAUCCCCAAAUUAUCACAUAUCAAGUCUCUUUGCAGUUGCUGCUAUUCCUCUUUAUGUCAAGAGAAACAAGAGUGCUAAUGGGCUGCAAUAUAACCAUGCCUCAAGUUUCCCUCCUUCAAUAUACUUGAGUAAUAACAGAUUAAGUGGAAGAAUAUGGCCUGAAAUUGGUCGUUUAAAAGAACUUCAUAUCUUAGAUUUAAGCAGGAACAACAUCACUGGCACCAUUCCUAGCUCCAUUUCAAAGAUGAAGAAUUUGGAAAUAUUAGAUUUAUCUAACAAUAGUCUCAUUGGAUGUAUUCCCCCAUCAUUUACCAACCUCACAUUUUUGUCUAAGUUCAGUGUAGCGUAUAACCACUUACAGGGACCAAUUCCAAGUGGGGGACAAUUUUCAAGUUUUCCAAAUUCAAGUUUUGAGGGAAACCUGGGGCUUUGUGGGGAAACAUAUCGAUCUUGUAACAGUGAAAACAAUGUGGGCUUUGCUACCCAUUCUGUGGGAAAAUUGGGUAAAAGCAGUGUCCUUGGCUUAACAAUUGGUUUAGGAGUAGGCCUUGCACUGCUUCUUGCAGUUAUUCUACUAAGAAUGUCAAAGAGGGAUGAUGAGGAUAAGCUAGUUGAUAACUUUGAUGAGGAGCUUAGCUGGCCAAACAGUACGCCGGAAGUGCUUGUUUCUUCAAAAGUGGUGCUUUUUCAGAAUUCAGAUUGCAAGGAUCUCACAGUUGAAGAUUUGUUAAAAUCCACUAGCAAUUUUAGCCAAGAAAAUAUAAUUGGUUGUGGUGGGUUUGGUCUUGUCUACAGGGGGAAUCUUCCAAAUGGCAUGAAGGUAGCUAUCAAGAAACUUUCUGGGUAUUGUGGUCAGGUGGAACGCGAAUUCCAAGCUGAAGUAGAGGCCCUCUCAAGAGCUCAGCAUAAGAACCUUGUUUCACUCAAAGGUUAUUGUCAGCAUGUUAAUGACAGGUUGUUAAUUUACUCCUACUUGGAGAAUGGAAGUCUUGAUUAUUGGCUGCAUGAGAGUGAGAAUGGAAAUUCAGCUCUAAAAUGGGAUGCAAGACUCAAGAUUGCCAAAGGUUCAGCUCAUGGAUUGGCUUAUUUGCACAAGGAGUGUAAACCACACAUCGUGCACCGAGAUAUUAAAUCUAGCAACAUACUUUUGGAUGAUAAAUUUGAAGCUUAUUUGGCUGACUUUGGUCUCUCAAGGCUACUUCAACCCUAUGAUACCCAUGUUUCAACAGAUUUAGUAGGAACCUUAGGAUAUAUUCCUCCAGAAUAUAGCCAGGCACUGAAAGCAACUUUUAAGGGUGAUAUUUAUAGCUUUGGUAUUGUUCUUUUUGAGCUUCUUACUGGUCGAAGGCCUGUAGAAGUCGUCAUCGGGCAACGUAGCAGGAAUAUAGUGUCUUGGGUGUUUCAGAUGAAAUCUGAGAAUAGGGAGCAAGAAAUUUUUGAUCCAGUUAUUUGGCACAAGGAUAAUCAGAAACAGAUCUUAGAGGUACUAGCUAUUGCUUUUAAAUGUGUAGAUGAAGAUCCAAAGGUGAGACCCCAUAUUGAAUUAGUUGUUUCAUUACUUGAUAGUGUAGGAUUUGAUGGUUCUCAACAGUCAUCUUAAAUACCUGCAUUCAUGCCAUACAUGGAUUUUGGUUGGUGUAUCAUUGAGACAGUAUAUAUAUUUAUAUCUGUAAAGCAUGUUCGCACUUUAUAGUAUGGUGGUGGUGGGAUAUUCUUGAUAAGGGAACACUUAUUUGGCUUUAUCCUCUUUAGUAUUAUAGUGAUGGUUUAAUCUAUACAAUAGGGUACUUAUGAUCACCAUGUCUUGUCCAGCACUUGCUUUUAUUAUCAACCUUGUCAACUGUUAUUAUGUAGCAUUAAUGAAAAAGCCUUGUCUAUAUACAUUAGUUUUAAAAUCUAAAC